Messenger RNA from Phytophthora sojae, 1683 nucleotides. RefSeq lists its product as hypothetical. Bases 1 to 1683 code for a protein of 560 amino acids. The transcript has 3 exons. Lineage: Eukaryota; Oomycota; Peronosporomycetes; Peronosporales; Peronosporaceae. The record is from RefSeq and is a predicted model, not a curated record.
AUGUUUCCUAACUUUAGAAACACAGCCGAUCGCAUUCAAAAGGAACAGGAUUUGCUUUCAAAGGUCGAACGUCGGAACAGACAAAAUACUAUCAAGCGUAACCUAUAUGCCGAAGCUCUUUGGGCUGCCGAUGCUGGCAAGGUAGUCAAAGCGCCACAAUCAAGCGAUACCACACAAUCGAUCCUUAGUAUGAAUGAAGGUGUUAUUCAUGCAAAGUCGGAUGAGGAAAAUAGCGCUGUACAGCCACCCGACAUAACCCCAAGCACUACUCUUUCGCUUGAUCUGAACGCUCCUACUACAUCGAAUGCUUCACAUGAGCUGAUUAAAGAGUGGUUUCACUCCCAUCCUGAAUUAAUUAAUCUACGAAUAUCACCGGUCAGAAAAGAUGGAUCAAUUGAAGAGCGAUAUGUAUUAGGAGUCGAUGGGUACUUGUAUUCAGUCAGAUCCGGUCGGAAAGUAAGACCACAAAACAUUGACUGGGUAGCGACGAGAAAUCAAGUUAUGGACACUUCCAACGAGCAAACGCAGACACAAACAAACAAUACUAUAGAUUGGAUACGAAACUGGUAUAUUGCUCACCCAGAAUGGGUCUCUAUGAAAGUUCGCCCUAUCAAUCGGGUUGGUACAACAAGUAAGAAAUACUACUUUGGAACAAACGGUGUUCUUUUUGACCUGAGAACUGGAGAGCGUGCUCAGGAUAUUGACUACGAUUCACCUGAGGCGAUUGAUUGGGCAGCAACUGCAAACCAUAUCAAACACAUAUACUCCGAUGGGGAGAGCAAUUCGAUUGAUGAGUUGGCUAUGAUGCGGAUGCCUGUCCCUUCACUCUCAUAUGACGAAACACAAGCUCUACUUGACGCUGCUACGGAUCAGGAAGAUACUCGUGAUUGGGUAACUCAAUGGAUGAGCGAGCAUCCUGAUCAAGAAAUUCAACCCGUAGUCAGUCAUACAAGACCUGACGACAUCGAUUGGGUGGCUACACAAGAAACCAUUUUAUCACGAUCCUCUUCUGGUUUGACGAUGGAAGAGUUGUUGAAUCGAUUAGACGAGCAGGCUCAAGCUUUCAUGUCAGCAGAACCUGCCUUUGUUGAAGUGGUCGAUCACACAGCCACUGAACUAAGACAAGCAGACUUAGAGAGUGAAUUAUCCGAUACAUCAACUUCACCGACUCCAGACGAGCAGCGUCGUCGCCGUCGUCAUCGUAUCCAGAUCGAGGGGGCUGUGGAGAGAUUGAGGGAGGCUCGUGCAGCUAAAUCCCGUGCUAAACGGAAUGAAUUCGUACAGCAGACGCGCCGUGAGCUGACACAGCUGUUAAAUGAGAUGAGAGAGAACCUUAUAAUGAGAGCGAACGACUUCGAUGUUCCCAACCCUCCAACCCGUAGUCGAUUUACAAGAAAACAGUGGUUACAACGUUCACUUCGACAGGCGUUGACAAAAAUAAGUGCUCGUGGCUUCGGAACACUUAACAGAUCAGAGAGACUGAAGACACUGGAGACAGCCAUCUCUUGCUUACGCGAGCUCAAAGACGACAUGCCGUCCGACGUAUAUCGAAGUCACUAUCAAGUGAUAUCCAGAGCGUUUUCUAGACAAAGCGCGACCGCAAUGACAGGUCGUCGCGACCGAAAUACUUCUCGCACAGAGGAAUUACUUAUGGGGGCACCUACUCCUUCGCUUCCAAGCUAG